CACCUGGCUCCAUUAUAAAACGCUUCUGUGCUCGCACCAGAGAGUGGUCCGUUUUAUUUUAAAUGUUGUGAUGGCGUUAUAUUUUUGUCUUUGUUUAGUAUUGCUACAGUUGACAGGCCCCCUGCAAGAAGUUCUUUCAGCUGAAAGCAGUCCCUUAAAGUGCAGCAGAGGGUUCAUACCAUGCAGGGAUGGCUCGGAGUGUUUGUUCUUCAGCCAUGUGUGUGAUGGGGAGCCGGACUGCAGGGAUGAAUCUGAUGAAGAGGGCUGUGAAGUAGCUUGCAAUGAUGACCAGUUUCAGUGUGCCCAUGGGAAGAAGUGCAUUGACAAAAAUGAGGUGUGCGAUGGUGUACCUCAGUGUCAGGACAGGUCAGAUGAGUUCAAUUGUUUGGAAGAACCCACGGGAUGUGUUCACCACUGUGAUGGCAACAACCGCUGUUUACCUGCGACCUUGCUAUGUGAUGGUGAAAAAGACUGUUUAGACGGAACGGAUGAGGACAACUGCGGGGAUGAGUAUGGGAAUGAAAAUGAAGGAAACCCUUUAACCACCGCACAGCCUGUCAAGUUUGGGGUUUCUAAACGUAUCAAGUGCCCUUUGGGCUCCAAAGCCUGCAAUGACAGCACUGAAUGUGUCCUCUUCAACCAUGUCUGUGAUGGAGAAAAUGACUGCAAAGAUGGAUCUGAUGAAAAGGAAUGCUCAUCCACCUGUGGACAAGACCAGUUCCAGUGUGCCCAUGGUAAAAAGUGCAUUGAAAAGAACCAGGUGUGCGACGGUGUGCCUCAGUGUCAGGACCGCUCGGAUGAACAAAGAUGUGCCAAGUACAUGGAAGGCUGCGCUUAUCAGUGUGACGGAGGGAGCCGCUGCAUUCCUAAAAGCUUCCUUUGUGAUGGCGAGAUGGACUGUGGGGAUGGCAGUGAUGAGUUAGACUGUGAUCUUAAGGACUGCAGUGCAAGUGACUUCAGGUGCACCAGUGGUCAGUGUGUAUCUGCUUCAAUGCACUGUGAUGGCCACCCUGACUGCUGGGAUCGAUCUGAUGAAGAAAGAUGCAUCAAAGCACCAGUCUGCAUAACCAAGCAACGCUGUCCUCAGAGCAAGGAGUGCUUGGUGCAGGAGUGGCUCUGUGAUGGCGAAGAGGACUGCAAAGAUGGCACAGAUGAAAAGGACUGCCCUGCAGCAGCGCCACGGAGUUGUGGUGAUUACCAGUGGUCUUGCAAAUCAAAGACCAAAUGUAUCCCUAUGGCCUGGAGGUGUGAUGGCACCAAAGACUGUGACGAUGAAAGUGAUGAAACUGAGUGUGAGUUGGUGGCAUGCCUCCCUCAUCACUUCCAAUGUGGCAGUUUAGAGUGUGUGGAUACAUCCCUGGUGUGCAAUGGAAUUAGGAACUGUGCAGAUGGUUCAGAUGAGGAUGGGAAUUGCCAGAUCAGCUGUGCAGAAGCAGAUACCAGCCGCUGCUCCCAGGGCUGCUUUAGCACACCACAGGGUCCGCAAUGUCACUGUACAGUGGGCUACAGACUCGUGGAUGAUGGAGUUACCUGUGCUGAUGUUGACGAGUGUGAAGAUGCCAGCUCUGCUGUGUGCAGUCAACUGUGUAUAAAUACUCCAGGCUCUUACAAGUGUGACUGUCAUCCAGGCUACAUAAUGGAGGCUGGUGAACGUAACUGCAAAAUCAAGGGUGAACCUUUACUGUUGUCGUCAGUCCAAACAGAUCUCUUUCUGUUUGGCUUGCGCAGCGGCAGUUUGGAUGUAUUAUCGUCCUCUGCCAAGAAGGCAAUCUUAUCUCUGGACUAUGACUGGUACAAGCAGAGGGUGUUUUGGGUCACUCUCGACACUGACAGCAUCAGGUGGUCCUCUCUGGAUCAGAGGGCGACAGGAACUCUAAUUGGAGGUGUACGGGCUGAUUCUUUAGCUGUGGACUGGCUUGGGAGAAAUUUGUACUGGAUUGAUGGUGUCAACAGUCAGAUUGUUGCGAUGGAGUUAGCCACUGUUGGGUCGCAACACCAGAGUGUUAUCCUAGACGAAGACCUGGAUCAGCCUCGCUCCCUGGCCCUAUUACCAGAAAAGGGGCUGAUGUUUUGGACUGAAAUUGGCAACGUAGUCAAGAUUGAAAGAGCUGGAAUGGAUGGAUCAGAGAGGAGAGCAGUGGUGAUUUCCAGUUUAGGCUGGCCAGGCGGUGUGGCAGUGGACACUCUAACUGACAGAGUCUACUGGACUGAUGAAAGGCUCAAGGCAAUCGGCUCUGCAACACUUGAGGGAGAUGACAUUCGGAUCCUACAGAUGGAAGAGACUGCCAACCCGUUUUCCUUGGCUGUGUUCAAUGACAUGCUCUACUGGUCUGAUGCAAAGAGACGAGUGGUGCAGGCUGCCCAUAAAGUUACUGGCAAACAUGUUCGUGUUCUCUUGAAGAGACAAAGACAACCUUUUGGUGUAAAGAUUGUCCACCAAAUGUUACAGCUAAGCACCGACAAUCCCUGCAAGAAGAAAGCCUGCUCCCAUUUGUGCGUUUUGGCUCCAGGGCUCAAAGCGGUGUGCAAGUGUCCUCCUGGUCUUAUAUUGGCCGACAAUGCUCUGACUUGCACCGGCUUGGUUGAUACAGCUUUCCUGUUGAUGUUGUCUCCUUCCACUCUCACAAAGAUUUACCUGCAGGCUCGACAUACGUCAGUGGCAUUGAAAGGCUGGCCUGAGCACACAGCCCUGCAGGUGCCAAGUGUCAACGAAGCAAUGUUAAUGGACUACAGCUUACAUGACCACAUCCUCCUCUUGGCAGAUGAGGGCACUACUUCACUCAGCGCCUUCCAACUUAAGGACUUAGAUUUAACCUCUCAAGGCCCACUUCUCAAGCUACUUGGUGAUGCCAUCACCGCUAUGGCAUUGGACUGGGUAACCUCUGAUAUCUAUUGGAGCAGCAGCAAGCAACCCCGCCUGCACGUCACCUCCAGCAGGGGUGGAUAUAGUACUGUUCUGAUAAAGGAGGAUAUAGGUAGAGUGGAAUCCAUUUCUCUCAAUCCACCCAGGGGGACGGUGUGCUUCACCAAUCAGGGUCUGCAGGACACGAGCGCUGCGGCUACAGUAGAGUGCGCCAACAUGGAUGGUACUGCAAGAAGAGUGGUGUGGAAGGAUGCUGUCCAACCGACCUCUCUGGUUUUCUCCAGUAAUGGAGACACUAUUCUCUGGGCUGACACUGGUCUGGACGUGAUUGGUUCUGUCCAACUUGAUGGCUCGGGAUACAAGGAAUUGAAGGUUGCUGAGGGCUUGGCUGCAGUAGCACUUAGUGAAGACACACUACUAUGGAUGACUGUCAAUGGUAAGACAAGACUCUGGUACAUGGAUGAGCAGCAGAAGAAGAAAUUGUGGUUUGAAGUUGGCACAGAAGUGGUCAGCAUGAAGGCGUUCAGCAAACUCAGUCAGAUCGGUUCUAACCAGUGCAAAGUAAGCAACGGCCACUGCCAGCACUUGUGCUUGGCUACCCCAAGGAGUCGAACGUGCAAGUGUGCCCAUGACUACAUCAGUGUGAAUGCAACACACUGUUCCCCAGAGCAGCGCUGCCCUGCUGGCAGCAAGUCAUGUCUGGAUCAGCUUUCAUGCCAGUCUGUUGAAAAGUUCUGCAACGGGCAUAUAGACUGCUCCGAUUACUCAGAUGAGAACUGUGUCAAUCCCAAACCCAAACCAAGGUCUGGAGUCAAGAUUCCUGUUGUCACAGAGUCUCCCAUCUCCCCCACUGGACAAUCGCUACCACCAGUCUCAAGCUUCAACUCUACCACAAAUAUGAGCAAACCGUUCUUAAAGUUUGAUAACUUGUGUGACCAGAGACGCUGCAGUGGAAAUGGAGUCUGCACGGAGAAGAAAGGGGAAAUGAAGUGUGCGUGUUCAACGGGCUACAGUGGUGACUUGUGUCAGCACAAGUCCCUGCAGGGUCCCAUUGUGUACAGCGCUGCCAGCGUCUGUGCAGUGGUGGUUAUUGCCGUGAUCGCAGUGGUGAUAAAGCAGAAGACUAGUCCCAGCUCAAGAAGAGAAAGCCCAGAAGCAAUGAAGGAAACGAGUAUGACUGACCUAGAGGGCAAAACUGCAACAUCUACCAGCCCAGUGAUGUCUGCAGCAGACACUGGAAAUGAAGCUGUAUCGUCUGUGGACUAGUGAUGGAACAACAUUGUUUUUAAAUAAAGAUUGCACCAGCCAUGUAUUUUCCUGACUUUUUGCCAAUGUUCAGGACAUCUGCUUUUUAAGUUUGUAG
This is a messenger RNA of Dunckerocampus dactyliophorus (ringed pipefish), 4226 nucleotides long. RefSeq names its product low-density lipoprotein receptor related-protein 13 (gene lrp13a). The record is from RefSeq and is a predicted model, not a curated record. Bases 71 to 4129 code for a protein of 1352 amino acids. NCBI's taxonomy places the organism in Eukaryota, Metazoa, Chordata, Actinopteri, Syngnathiformes, Syngnathidae. The transcript has 21 exons. Gene Ontology annotation, molecular function: calcium ion binding; protein binding.